This is a messenger RNA of Podarcis lilfordi (Lilford's wall lizard), 10204 nucleotides long. Lineage: Eukaryota; Metazoa; Chordata; Lepidosauria; Squamata; Lacertidae. The record is from the annotation of a GenBank genome assembly.
AUGGACAACACAGUUUCAAAUCAUCUGCAAAAAAUCAACUUAGAGUUUUUGGUACAAAAAUGAAAUAUUCCUGCCAGGUCUUUUUCUGGCUGAUACACAAGUCUUGACAAGCAGCCAGAUUAACAUUACCAGACUACCUCUCUUUAACCCCCAACCUAAUUACUCUACUUCUAGAGGGAAAAGAAUAUUUUACUGAAAUAUCUUAUAAAAUUCAUCCUUCAUCCUCUUCCUUUAAUCAGAAAAGGGAAGAAAUAAGACUGUGGAUGAGAUAAUGAAUCUUAUUAAGGUGAACAUUAAACAUCAUGGACUUUUAACUUGCUUUUGAUAAGCUGAAUAAACAAACUUUUGCUUUCAUGGCAUAUCCAGGUGCUACUUAGAAGUUUCUUUUUGUAAGUAUCAGAAAUGUAAUGGCUGCCAAACAAUCUAAAAAACCUCAAGGGGUAGGGAAUAGAUUUUGCAAGUUGCCAGAAAAGUAAGGAGAAUAACAUUUUCCUGUUAGCUUUUUUAAAACUUUCAUCCAGUUAUGGGGUUCUAGAAACUUACCCCUAGAGCACUUUUCAUUGUGCAAUUUACACAUAACUAGACCUACAGGGUAGUCUUUACAGGACAUUGUCACAAACUGUCACCCAUACAACAUUCCCUAAAUUUCAGCCAGUUACCACCUACUAGUUUCUGGAAACAAAACAAAACAAAAAAACACCUCUAGCAUAAAAUGACCCAGAAAUGCAAUGAAUUUUGCCGUUCGGGUGUGUUUAUUAAUCCAGCCAAUGUUUACGGAAUGGGAUAGUAAAGCAGCCCAUAGUUUUCAAUAGACAAGUGGCCAGGGAAAGGUCAAGAGUGUAUCAGUAGGUCGGCACAAACCAUAUAAUGUUGUUUGGGGGGCUGCUGUCUAACCAAGGACUGUUUUCUUGUGAGUUUCUUAAUGAAGUUAGAAAUACAUCCCCCAAAAAGUUUGUUAGCUUUCAGUAGAAACAGGUUUUUAUUGACAGUUUACAAUACUUUCAUAAUAUUUUUACUUUAAAAAAUAGUUUUGGUUGUUUGUAAUUAAAAAUAAAAACCAUAGCUUACUAAAGAUUCAGAAACUGUGUUGUUUACUCAGUAUGCAACUGGAAUAGGGGAACAAUAACUACACAGCCAGAUUUUACCUUCUCUGAAUAAGUGUUUCCUGGCUCUUGAGUGUUCAGGUACUGUCAAGCACACUUAAUUUGAUGUCACAGAAACAAAUAUUACCUGGGGUAUACAUUCUAAGUCGUGGGCCCCCUUGGCCUGUCCCUGUGUGGGAAGCUGGGGCAGCUCCGCUCUCGCUCGCCCAUCUGCCUGCCUGCGGGGUCCCAGCCGAGGGGCCGGCACUGGGGCGCGGCGACGCCAACCACGCCAACCCAUCACCUGACGGUCGAGGAAAAUGAGGGACGAGGGUGGCGCUGUGGUCUAAACCACUGAGGCUCUUAGGCUUGCCAAUCAGAAGGUCAGCGGUUCGAAUCCCCGCGACAAGGUGAGCUCCCAUUGCUUGGUCCCAGCUCCUGCCAACCUAGCAGUUCGAAAGCAUGCCCAAAUAAGUGCAAGUAGAUAAAUAGGUACCACUCUGGUGGGAAGGUAAAUGGUGUUUCCGUGCGCUGCUUUGAUUUCGGUGUUCCGUUGCGCCAGAAGCAGCUUAGUUAUGCUGGUCACAUGACCCAGAAAAACUGUCUGCAGACAAAUGCCAGCUCCCUUGGCCUGUAAAGCAAGAUGAGCAAUGCAACCCCAGAGUUGUCUGCAACUGGACUUAACUGUCAGGAGUCCUUUACCGUUAGCUUUUUAUACAUUCUAACACACACACACCCAAAUACACUGAAAAUCUCGUUGGGGUAUGAAAUGCAGCCCCAAAAUUAUUACUGUGAUUCCCACCAACCCAACCCACCCCCCCAAGAUUGAAUGAAGGCUAAGGGGAUGGUCUGAUUCUGAACUAGGCUCUGCCCUUGGAUCUGCCAAAAGUUACUGAGCUCCACCCCAUGGAUGCACCAAACUUGGACCCACAAAUGCAGCAGGGCUGGCUUGCCAAAUUUUUAGGUAAAUGAAGUAAUGCAUAACUAAGGGGAUGGGGCUGUAUGACCAUUAAGUUCAGAGUUUAAAGUCAUCUCAAUGUAUGCAAACACUAUGCAAAGGAUUUCUGCAGAUAUACUAACUAACAUAUAUAGGUUGGAAAACCAUUUUCUUCUAUAGAAAUGAAAGCGUUUAAAAGUGGGAGGUAGGCUGACAUUUAGAUACCUUGCUGCAGAAAUCAGCCGUCUUAACAAACUGUAAAUAAUCCUCAAGGUCUCAUUUAUAGCAUUGCUUUGACACCUUCCUUGUCAUCAUCAGUUGUCUCUCACUUUCAAAACUAUCAGGUCAAACAUACAAACAAGCAAAACAUAGUCACAGCAAAAAAAAUAUAGCCCUUUCAGUUAUGUGAGAGGCUCCUGACCUAAUUAAAGUUAAAUCAUUUAGGCCUUUUUAAUCAACUUAAUGAACCACAGUUCUGGAGUGGAAAAAUAAGUAUAGUGUACUGCAAACCUGGUUUAUUGAGGGCUCUUCCACAGUUCCGGUUGUCCUGUGAUCUCUAGGCAUGAGUCUGAGAGGUUUUUCUUUCGUCCCACUGCUUUGUCUGGGAUAACCUGCUGUUUACCACUGAAUCGAAACAAACAUCAGUCAGGUUUUCUGUGGACUGAUGUUUGUUCUGAUUCAGUGAUACAUAGCAGAUUUUCCCGGAGAAGGCAGCAGGACAAAAAAAACCCAAAAACUUCAGACCCGGGCCUAGAACCACAGGACAAACAGGAAUAUUGCAGUCUAGGUUAUAUUAGCUUCCAUAUUCAGAGGCAGCGUGUCACAAAAAGGGAAGGUUAUUGCCCUCAUACCCUGGUUUCAUCUAGCUAGGCACUGUGGCAAACAGGAUCCUGGGUGUUUGAGUCAGCAGGGUUCUUAAUAUGAGUAGCAACACACACACACACACACACACACACACACACACACGAAAAUGUAACUUCCAUGUUUUGGGUAGGCUUAAUUAGGAGUUUGGGGGGCAGGGAUUUGGUUGUUAGGAUUUUAAUGCAAACCUAACAAGCACUUUCCAAAACAGUGUGCAAACCAAAACUUAGCUAUCCUUCAAAAUCUUCACUUCUCUGAAUUUUGUGGAUCACAUAGAAUCCACAAAAUGUUCAUGUUAGACCGGACAUCUGUAGACCUAUUCAUUAGCUAUGUAAUAUAUAUAUAUAUAAUAUAUAUAAUUCUUGAUCUCUUGAAAGAUGAAGAUUGUGUGCUUUCAUUAUAAACCAUUCACUAAAGUGCCUAGACAAGUCUGUUAUGAAAUACUGGCAAUAUUAAAAGUACUUUUUGGCCCAAAGUAGUAAAAGUCUGGGGAGAUGGAGAGAAACAAUAAAGUACCCAGUCUAAGCUUUAAGUAAUUACUGUCAAUAUUAAACCAAAAAUAUUUCUUCUAAUCUAAGCAGCCAAAGGGGAGACACUUCCAAAAAGCAUUAGGAAAAAUAUAGGUAGAAAACCUGCUAAAAAGUUUUAAAAUCACAACUCACCUCUGUAUCCUGCAGGGUAUAUACAAAACUCUGUCUCCUGCAUAUAGAUUUUCUUCUGAUUGCAGCAAUUAGAAUAGAUGAUAAAUAGAUAGAUGAUAGAUAGAUAUAUGCUAUAGUUUGUGUAUAUAUCUAUAGUUUAUGUAACAUAUAGAUACAUAUAUACACACACCCCAACUAUAAUCAGUUUAGAAAGUGCAGGCAGGGUUUUGAAGACUGUCUUUGAAUGGCAAGAGAGAUCGUGACAGUAAUUUAUGGAUCGUAAAAGAAAACUCCACCCAUUUGGGUUAGCUGUGUGUGUGUAUUUAGUUCAUAAUUUGAAAGAAAGAUCACUGCUCACCUGGAAUAAACCUCAAGCCUUAUUUGGAAAAUAAUACGUUCUAAUUGCAGUUGGUAUAUUCAAAUAUGCCACUAGAGGCAACCAUUUUUACAGUGACAUAAUUCUGUGUCAUUAACAAUCUGGAAACUAUCUUCAGAUGGACUACAUGAAUAGGUUUCUAGCGUGACUUAAUAUGACUCAUUGCCUUAGCAGGCUAACAUUUCGUUAAAUUGUUUUGUUGUUGAAUUCUAAUAUUUAAUUUCAUCAUUCUGUCUGACAUUCAAAGUCAAAACAUUUGAAAUCUGACAAAUCUGUUACAUUCUGCCAAACACAGUUAUUCUGCAAACAUUAUAUUCAGAUAUUACUGCUGACGAGAGAUGCUCCAUACUGAAUAAAAAUAUCUUCAAGAUAUUUGUCAUAUUUGAGAGAGAACAGGCCUCCAGUUUUGGGGGUAAAGCCCAUAUUAUAGAUUCAUAAAUGUUUUCAUUUAAUCCCAUAAACUUUUUAUAUAUGUACAAAGAGAUUUUUAUAUAAAUGUGGGAUGUAAUCCUCUGGAGCAGUCAAGUACAUCAUUUCCUGUUUGCCUAGAGUGAACAUGCAUGGGGAAUAUUGGUUCAGCCAGUUUAACUUCCUGUUAUACCUUGCUGGAGCAUCCUUCCUUUUGCAUGUGACUAGUAGGUGGAUGUGACCUUUCCAGACCUACUAAAAGGCCAAGUCACAUAGCCACCAACCCCCCUCUUUUUUUUCCUGCCUGCUUCCUGAUUCAACUGGAUUGCACUGCUAACUGUCAGCCAGCAGUCCCUAGGUUAUCUCCCAUAUGGGGUAAACCUGUUUGUACAUAUUUGUAACUUUAAGCCUAAAGCCUGCCUUCAGGAAUCACGCUGUGCUCUGCUGUUCGUGAGUAAAACUGCUUUUUUUUACUCAUGAAUAAGACUAUUGUGUCUUUAUUGCCAUAGGAGUGAUCAAAGGGGUCUUACCAGGAAUAAUACAACAUAUCUCAAUCUGGGCAAGCCAGACUGAAUUGCUUAUUAUUUUAAGAGACUCACACAAGUCUGCAACCAGCUUCCUGCUGUGUAAAAGGGGGGAUGCACUCUGCUGUAUAAAGAAACUUACUAGCACAAGUUAGGAAGGAUAAUAUUAAUCAAUAUAUCCUCUCCAGUUGCCCACAACAUUCCCACAAUAAAAAAGAUCCUUGAUGCAUAAUAACUUUGAAAAGGGUUCAGGAAAGUUGGUACAAAAAUACUCAUCCAGGCUGCUGGUAGGAACUUAAUUGUUUGCUCAUAUAACAAUAUUAUACAAACUUCAUUAGUUUGCAAAUUGUUUCCAGGCCCACUUCAAAGUGCUGGUUAUCACCACUGUAUUCCUAAAUAGGAUGGGAUGUAGAUAGCUAAAUGCCAGCCUUGUCUUACUGUAUAUGCAUUUACCUAUAUAAAUGCUUUAGUCCUCAGGGGAAGGCUUGCCCUCUUUUCAACUGUUGUCUGAGAUGAGGCUGGUUGUGUAAACAACAGGUCCUUCUUAGUGGUGGUAUCACCCAAGCUUUGGACUUUUCUGCUCCAGAAGACUUGCCAGAUUCCCCUUCUUUCUGCUUUCAGCCAGCAUAUGCCGGUAAAUACAAUACAAUACUAUAUAAAUACAAGUUUUAUUAGGGCUUUCUACAAUAUAUUAAUAUCUCUUUGCUAAUUUAUUGCUUCUGCUACAGUUUGAAUGAUCUUUUUAUGCUGUAUUAAAAUUGUUUCUAUAAUAUUUGUUAACAGCCUUGAUGUUCUGUCAACACAAAAUUGAGGGAACUUUUUUUAAAAAAAGAAAAGAAAUAUUUUAACCCACUCUUCAUUGUGGAGCAAACCUAGUAGUUUCUCAAUUAAAACAAAAAAUCUCAACACACACACAUGUAUAUUUAAGCAAAACAAAAAUACCGCAAAAAUUGCAAGUGGUGAAAUCUUUCAAAGAUAAACAUAUUUGGUACUGUAUUAUGCAAUCUGAAAACUAUGAUAAGGAGCAAACAGUAGCUUUCCCACUCAACAUCUCUAACCACAUAUCCAGACAAGCAUCCAAACACAAGAAAAAUGGCAGAAAAUCUUACCACUUGGUAAAGUCCCUAUUGUUUCCCAUACUUUCAAAUAUGUCACAAGGGAAAAUGAAUGCAUAUUUGCAUGAGUAUAGGAAACCAAGUCAUCAUGUGGUAGAAAAAUGAAGCACAUGGUAAGCAGGACAUCAGAUUUCAGCUUGUUUCAAUCACUUUUACAUUAAGGAAGUCUGCUAAGCAAAACCAGCUCCCAUUUUGAAAUGAGCCCAGACAAAAUGCCCUCCAGGUGGGCACUCUCCUUCUCUGGUGACCUUACCUGACGAUGGCAGUGCUGCUGUCUGUGCCAUGCUGCCACCCACCAUUUAAUUUUUGUGUAAUGCUCUCAGUGCAACAUUGCUCUGGGGUAGAGAGUCUCCACCCAUUUUGGUGAUUGUGGCAGAUCCAGGUUCAAAGACUCAGAUCUGUAGAUAUCAUCAUUAGAAACAUGUUUACUGGCUGGUGCUGAUUUUUUUUAACCUUAUUUGUUUUAUAUAUCACCUUCUUCCCAGUGUAGAACCCAAGGUGAUUCACAACAUACCUUGAAAACAGAUACAGCUUUUUAAAAGUACCAGUUAGUUAUAAAUAUUAAAAACAAUUAAAUAAGUUACCAUGUUAAAAAACAAUACUGAGUUAAAACAAAUUAAAACCUUUAAGAAUGCAAUAAGAGAAGAAAAUAUCCACCAUUAAGAAACCCUGCCACAAAAGCCAGUUGGUGGCCACAGGCCUCUAGUAAUUUUGGUAAUGGGUAGUAAUUUUUGCUGUUUAUUUGCAAAAAUAUCCAAGUUCACAAGUAAAUAAUAGUUCUGAGCCCAUCACACACACACACACACACACACACACACACACACACACACACAGCAAUUAUUGCCUAUUUGACCUUGUGGGAAUAUAUAUUAGAAAUCUGAAUACAAUGAAAUCUGUCUUUCCAACUUUACAGUAUUAGAACAAUAUUUCAUCCUCUCCCCCUUCUUACCACAUACCUUUCACUGUGCUUGGCAGCACAGCCAUUUACGAACAGUCCUGCAUCUGCAAAUACUAUUAGUUUAGAAAUUUUUUCCUGCACUAUGUUGUUAUAAAACUCAUUUUUGGCCCCAUUUCUUGGUAUUUUUUUCAUGUUACAGGACAUUUUCCCCCAUUUUCUUUUCCCUGCAUAAUGACAGUUUUAAAUUCAGCUAUUUUGGCCGUAUAUAUAUAUAAGUAGUUUUCCUGAGGCCAAAUAAAAUGUCAGCCUUGAACUACAACCAUGAGCUGCUGUAGUUAAUUAUACUGUUAAGUGGAGCUGCUGAGGCAGACGGCGUUGUGUUAAUGGAAAGACCUGUUGUAUCCUUGAACUAAGCUGUUUGACUAACCUCACCCACAGGUCUGGUGAUCAGGAAGUGGCCACUUGGCUUGUGAUAAAAACCAUCAAAACUAAACCUGUCCGAACAGGACUGGGGAGACCCAGGUACAAAACCUAGCUUGGCCAUGUAGCUCACUGGGUAACCUUGGCUAGUCUGUCUUUCAACCUCUAUGUCACCAGGCUGUGGCAAGGAUAAAAAUGGCAAAGGGAAUCAUGUACACCAACUUGAUUGAGCUCCUUGGAGAAAAGGUGGGGUAUUAACAUAAGUAAUAUAAAAAAUCCAAUAUAGCUGCUGCCUUCUGCCUGAUGUUUCCAUUUUCUUAAUCUACUCCUGCUGGCUUCUAGUGUGCUCAUCUUCCUCCACCACCUCUUCAGCCCUUUCAAUUAAGUCCUAGUCAGAGAAUCGUAGAAUUGUAGCGUUAGUCCAAGCCCCGAAACACAGCAAUCAUAGCUAAAGAAUCCCUGAGAGAUGGCCGUCCAACCUCUGUUGAAAAACGUCCAAUGAAGAAGAGUCUACCACCUUCCAAAGUAGUCUACUUGACUGCUGAACCACUGUUACCACCAGUCAUUGGGCCUAGCUGUCCCUUUGCCUUGCCCUAUUAUGUGAUUGAACUGAUAGUCAGGCUCAUAAAUGGCAGUCACUUGGCAUUCCCCAAUGGUGUUGCUGUAGAUCCUUUUGGUUGGACGGGUCCUACAGUACACAAACUGUCACCAGAACGAAGGCAUGUGUGAUCAGAAUUCUCUUUAGGCACUCAUAGGCAAACUACCCAUUACCUCACAUAAGUGGAGGGGGGCGAGGGCAUUUGUAGGAGACAAUCAGUACCUGGUGGUGAGGUGACGUUCUAGGCCUGAUAAAAUAAAGCAUUCUCAAAAAAUUCAAAUGUGCAAUUGCUGAUCUUCUAACAAAAAUAUCUAAUGACCAUAUUCAUGUUUAGCUGUCUUUUCAUAAACAAAAAUGUUCAUUACUUUAGACUUCCCUUAUUGAGAGUCCCCUCUCUCCAUUCUCAAGGAAAAGUACUCUCCCCCCCACAACACACACAUUUCUUCCACAUAUGUGCAAAUUAGUUCUUUUAAAAAAUGCUUUCUAUUUAGAAAAAGGAAGAAGUGAUAUAGUGUCCUGUGAUGUUGAUAUAUGAUAAUCCAAAGUAUUUCAAUAUUAUCUUACUAAAUAAAUUCAUCACCUAUGGUGUAAAAUAAAAGAAAUGUAAUAGUAUACAAAAGGUCACCCUCUUAACUAGUGGCCAUCUGAAGAACACAUAAGCCACUGAAGUGGUUGCUAUUCACUCGGUAGGCUAUAUAAAGACCGUUUUGCCUGUGACCAACACUAUUUUCAAAGUAGCCUCUUUCAAAUAAUAUUUGAACUUGAUUCUCUUCCAUGCAAACAUUAAAGCACCAGAGAAUGUGUAUCUCAUCCUAUGCAUUAAUACUAAUUUUCUCUCUCUUUUCUCAAGGUUUCUUUCUUUCUGUCUCAAAGUCUAUGCGAAAAGCAGAAGAUGAUAUGCUGCUCAGUACAUUCACGCUUGGAAAAGUAAUACAGAAUGGAGGCAAAGCUGAAAAGACACGGCCCGCAUCUUCUCUUGAGCAUUAUAAAAUGGAGGACAACAGUUUUCUGGAUGAAGAGGAAGAUGGAGCCCUCAAGUUCUCUGUGAGUUUCAUCUUUUGAGCUAAUAUGGUUUUUUAAUACAUUAGUAUAAAUUAUAUGAAGCAAUAUAAUCAUUCUACUUACAAACUCUUAAGAAUUCCUGAACAGUUAAAAACUGAUAAAUAUAAUCAAUCCUUAAUCAGUUACAAGUCUUAUUAGUUUAAUCCAAUUAGAUUAACUAGAUUGCUUUGAAUAGAUAUUUAAAAAAAUCAAAAUAAUUCACUGGAAGUAUUCUUCUGGGCUUUUCUCUGCUUGUAACCCAGUACUGUAUUUAACUUUGCCAAUUUAAUCAUUUUCCAUCAAUUUCUCAAUUCUGUAUUGCUGAGGCUUCUUCCUUUAUUCAGUUCUGAGCAAUGAGAACUUUAGCAUCACCAACAAAGAAUAAGUUAUCUAACUUCAAUUACUUUUACAGAACCUAGUAAAAUUACAAUACAAUCUGCUUAAAUCUUUACUUGAGUUGUAACCUCAAUUUUCCUUAAUAUUAACUUGCAAAAUUUCUGUAUCACUGGGCAGUCCCAACAUAUCUGCUUUAUGCUAUUUAAAACCCCAGCAUCCAGCUUUCUUCUCAACCUCAUUCUCUUUAUUCAUUUAUUUUAAAAAAUAUAUAAACUGCUCACCCACUUGAAAAAAAUGGCAUCCUCCAAAGAGGCUUUCUUUAAGGAGCUGCAAUCCAUGUUCUGGAAAUGGCUCAUCAGAUCGACUGAGAUCACUACACUUUGCAUUCUAGCCAUUAAUUUUUUUUCCUUUAACAUCUAAAUUACAUUUUUUUUUAAAUACAGAAUAUAAAUCCUAAACACCAUGCCAUAAGUCAUGGCCAACCCAUGAACCUAGAUAUUAAGCAACUUCCUUAUUUUGCACUGGAGGGACCUAUGACUUUUCCAUCUGAUGCUGAAGUUCAGAACAUUCAAUCUGUACAACAAAGGAGAGAGACUGAAGAUGAUGAGAACUCAGCUAAAUUACCUAUUGGAAGAAGAGAUUUUGACAGUAAGUAUAACCUUCAGGUUAUUUCAAGCAAGUAAAACAGCAGGAUUGUUGCAGCAUAUUAAGGUAUCAACUACUGAGACAAACACUUGGACUGUUAAUCAUUUCCUUUAAAAAAAUUAUUAAAUAAAUUGAUUCAAAGAUUUUAAGAUUAUUAGCUUAGUGAAGGUAUGUAAGAUGAAGAUGUUCUUAAACCCAAUUUAAAUAAAUGUUAUGUCUGUUAACUAUUUAUCUACACAAAAAUAUCAAUAUUUAUUGGAUGUUUUAUGCAGUGCUCAGAUGCAUGCUGGGAAGAGUCUACCGACCUUGUUGGCAAGUCUAA